Vigna unguiculata (cowpea) is the source of this 1814-nucleotide messenger RNA. RefSeq lists its product as uncharacterized. Gene Ontology annotation, cellular component: membrane. Gene Ontology annotation, molecular function: transmembrane transporter activity. Lineage: Eukaryota; Viridiplantae; Streptophyta; Magnoliopsida; Fabales; Fabaceae. Gene Ontology annotation, biological process: transmembrane transport. The record is from RefSeq and is a predicted model, not a curated record.
GAGGUUAGGUUAUUAAAUUCUUAAAAAAAUUAUGGAAUGACGUGCAAGGCAAACCUCGUCUUCAGAAGGAAACAGUUCCGAACCUCAUGUGUCCCUCCGAAGACACAGCAACGAGUUCCUGUGGCGGUGGGUUGUGAAAAGUGGAGAUGAAAUCAGAGACAGUGACACUGGUGCUGGUGAAUCUAGCAAGUAUUAUGCAGAGAGCAGAUGAGUCGUUGCUUCCAGGAGUGUACAAAGAGGUUGGUCAAGAUCUGAACGCUGACCCCACCGCGUUGGGUUCGCUCACACUGUUUAGAUCACUUGUUCAGUCUCUGUGUUACCCUCUGGCGGCAUACCUCGCCACGCGUCACAAUCGUGCGCACGUCAUAGCUCUUGGUGCUUUUCUUUGGGCUGCUGCUACCUUCCUCGUUGCCAUCUCCUCCACCUUCCUACAGGUGGCAAUUUCAAGAGGUUUAAAUGGGAUAGGACUUGCCAUUGUUAUUCCAGCAAUUCAGUCGCUGGUUGCUGACUCAACCGUUGAUAACAACCGAGGAAUGGCUUUUGGGUGGCUGCAACUGACCGGAAACCUAGGAAGCAUUAUUGGUGGUCUCUUCUCUGUACUCAUAGCCUCAAGCACAGUUGCAGGUAUACCUGGGUGGAGAAUAGCUUUUCAUCUGGUUGCAUUGAUCAGUGUUAUUGUGGGAAUAUCGGUACGUCUCUUCGCUAAUGAUCCACACUAUUCAAAGAGCGAUCACACAGCAACAAAUGGAGCUUCAAACAAGUCCUUUUGUUCUGACAUGAAAGACUUAAUGAAGGAAGCAAAGUCAGUGAUAAGAAUUCCAACUUUUCAGAUAAUUGUGGCUCAGGGAGUGUUUGGAUCAUUCCCUUGGUCAGGUUUGUCUUUUGCCACGCUUUGGUUAGAACUAAUAGGCUUCUCCCAUGUGACAACAGCGACCCUUUGGACCUUAUUUAUAGUUGCUGGUUCAUUUGGAUCUUUAUUUGGAGGGUGGAUGGGAGAUUUUUUAUCCCAAAAAUUACCCAACUCUGGUAGAAUAGUAUUGUCACAAAUAAGCGCUGGUUCAGCCAUUCCUUUAGCAGCGAUUCUGCUGUUGGGAUUGCCAGAUGAUUCAUCCACUGCCUUCAUGCAUGGUCUUGUUUUAGUCAUCAUGGGAUUCACCACAGCCUGGAAUGCUCCAGCCACUAACAAUCCAAUAUUUGCAGAAAUAGUUCCUGAGAAGUCUCGAACAGCUAUAUAUGCUUUGGAUUGUUCAUUCGAGUCUAUUUUGGCAUCUUUUGCUCCUCCUAUUGUUGGAGUGUUGGCUCAGCGUGUUUAUGGUUACAGACCAAUCCCAAGGGGAUCCUCGGAUUCUGUGGGGAUUCAAACUGACAGGGAAAAUGCUGCGUCUCUCGCCAAGGCACUUUACACUGCAAUUUUAAUUCCGAUGAUAAUCUGUGUCUCCGUCUAUUCAUUGCUUUACUUCACCUACCCAAGGGACAGGGAACGAGCAAGAAUGGUAUCGUUGGUGGACUCAGAAAUGCUCCAUCUACAACUGGAAGAUGCCACCAAAGAACAACAUUACCAAGUUACUGAUUUAGAAUCAAAUUGGGUGAAUGAUGACAAGGAAAGUAGCAAGUUCCACAUCGAUUAUCCAAGGGAAGAAAGCGUGGAGGUAGAUGAUGAUGAUAAGAAAGUUUUGUUGUCCUAGUAUUAGUUCACUUCUGCAACCAAACACUGGUUCAUUGAUCAAAUUUUAUAGAUAUGUAUUGGACAACUCUGAAAAUUGUUGGUAUGAUGUUUAUUCCUUAAUUUUUGAUGAACGAAUCACAUUCAAUCA